Messenger RNA from Venturia canescens, 1889 nucleotides. Its product is annotated as probable citrate synthase 2, mitochondrial. The transcript has 7 exons. The record is from RefSeq and is a predicted model, not a curated record. Gene Ontology annotation, cellular component: mitochondrial matrix. Gene Ontology annotation, biological process: tricarboxylic acid cycle; carbohydrate metabolic process. Lineage: Eukaryota; Metazoa; Arthropoda; Insecta; Hymenoptera; Ichneumonidae. The coding region runs from base 1 to 1536 and encodes 511 amino acids.
AUGCAUGAAAAGAUAAACGCGAAAAAUUCCGUAUCGAUCUACCACCAGAUAUUUGUUUCCAUCGAUCGUUUAUUAAUUAAUCGUUGGAAGCGUGCGUGUAAUAACUGUGGGGGUGCGGGUCGAUGCAACCGCACAAAGGUAAGCACCACUCGAGGAACACCGAGUCCAAGUAUCGAUCUCAAAGAGGCCGUACGAGAAAAAAUACCGCUCCAUUACGACCUACUGAGGAAGCUCCGAUCGCAGCAUGGCUCGACCGUUAUUAGCCGAAUAACCAUCGACGAUAUUUACGAGGGACUCAAGGGCGUAAAUACUUUGGUCAGGGAAACUUGCGAAGCUGAUUCUACGUUUGGGCUUCGUUACAGAGGUUUAACCUUGUCGGAAGUGCUCGCUCUUUUGCCACGUCACAGCAAUGCACCGAGUCCUGAAGCAGUAUUUUGGCUCCUCCUGACCGGAGACGUACCCACCUACGAACAAACCGCUUCUCUCGUCGAAGACUGGAACUUACGACGUCAGAGACAAAAAAAAUGGUGGCUCCAGUCUGGAGAUGGUUCCUUCGUAGGUCGCAUUUUCAAGGCUUUUCCCAAAUACGUAACUCCCUUAACUAAAUUGUCUGUAGUACUCAGCGCAUUUAACGCAACGGAAAAAGGUCUCAAUGAAAUUGGUACCACAAGAAAUAUGAGCUACGAUUCUUGGGAGAAGACUUACGAGGAAGGAAUGGAGCUACUUGCUAUUUUGCCAGGGAUGGUCGGACUCACGAGAGACGCGGAUAGAGGCAUCGAAGCAGGAUUUAUGAAAUUCGAUGAAAAGAGGGCUGAUUGGGUGGACUUCCUUCUGGAAAACUCCGGACUUUUGUCCAAUACGAUCGAUGACCGGAAGAAAGCUUCGUUCGGUGAUUUUUUGAGAUUAUACAUCGUCGCGAAUGCUGACGAAGAUGGUGGAAUACCGAGCACUCACGUGACCCAAAUUCUCGGAGCUUCCCGGUUGGAGCUGAGCAAAACAUUGGCCGCCGGUGUUCUCGCUUAUUCCAAUGAACCUAACACCGGAACAAUGUCUCAGUACAUGGAUUUUCAGAAGAAGAUCCAAAAUGUUCUGGGACAUCGACCAAGCGGAGAGGCCUUGAAGGAUCUCGUUAGUACCCUAUUCGUGAAGGAGAGCGAAAUAAUCGGCCACAAAGAAACACCUAUCAGCGAUUCUCGUUACGCGGCUUUCUCAGACUUUGCCAGAGAAAAUAUGAACGAAGAACCGGAUAUCAAACUCUCCAGAGAUAUCACACGAAUUCUUACCGCAAUCGCCAACUCGUCCGGUAAAAAUUUGUGGCCGGAACAAAGUGCCAUCGCUGCUCCAAUCUUUCAGUUGUACGGCCUCAAGAACAUGGAAUUCAAUCAAACCCUUUUGUGGAUGUCCAGAGCUUUGGGUACCGUCGCCUCGAUCAUAUGGACCAGAGCGACUGACAUUCCACCGGAGCACCCCAAAUCCCAAAGCACAUAUACUUACGUGAAUUUAUUCGAAAAUUCUCGAAAAAAUGCCAAACCGUGAUGGUAUCAUCCCCUUUCGCACCUUUCACCCCUUUUGUUCCGAGGAAAAAACCAAAUGAUACUUUUUUUCCAUAUAAACAUGAAACGUACGAUCAAUUCGUCUGUUAUUUGUAUGUUUUAUGUAUUAUUUUUAACCAGAGAAGUAAAUAUAAAAAAUGAUUUAUUAAGAAAGUACUCCAAUUCUCAUAUUUAUUUAUCGUAACGCCUUUCGAUACUAGUUUUUGAAAUAAAUGGCAACGAAACUAUUUUUUUUUUUUUUUACGAACACUAUCCGUAUUACAGAAUAGUUAGUGCAAGAUAAGGCGCGACCUGGGCCAUGUUAUAAGUAUAAAUUCGCACCGAGAUAAACUCUUU